GCCACUCUAGAUAAAUAGAUAACGUAAAAAAGUCUGGUAUUCAAUAUAUAAUACACAAAGCGCCAAAAAAUAAAAUAAAAAAUAUACGCCCAACAAUACAUUGCGGGUUCUGUUUUUUUUUUUCUUUUGUGAACUUACCCUGGAUAAUGUUAUGACUCUCUUUACUCAGGGUCUUUAAUUCUGGUAAUAGUAGUGUGCGUAUUUAGUGCAUUUUUUACUUUUAGUUUUUAUAAACAAUGAGAUGCAAGACUCUAAAGGAAUGAUCUAGACCGGGAUGAAUUAAUGUUUGUCAAUUAAUGUAAAACCAAAAAUUUUUAUAACGAAACAUCGAUGUUAUGAGAAACAUUCUCCAACUCUAGAUGUAUCUGCUGAUAUAAGCAUUCUAGCCUGUGUUACUUUUAUUGUUCGCCAAGAGGAAUCAAUCUUUCUGGUUAUAAAUAAGGUAGAAGUAUAACUAUUCAGUGGGCCAUUUUAAAUUCGAUAACAAUAAUGCGUAUAGUAAAAUGGAAUUUUCAUAAUUUUCCAUGUACACAAAUCGUCACAUACACUACGACGGGGGAUAUGGAAGCAUAAUAAGGUUCAUCUAAUUCACAGUGACAGCAGACACAACGAGUUUACCAAGUGUAACGAGGUGCGGCGGUAAUAAUGGCGACACUGGCGUGGACCUACCAACAGUGUUUGUGCACCCUCGUGACUCUCAAUAGGCAAAAAUUGUCAUGGUUUUUCUUUUUCGCAAUGGUCUAUUCAUUAAUAGGAUGCCUCAGUGCAAUUAAUUACGUUUCUUAGUUACUUUGAUAUCAUUGUUAUCGAUAUAUUUGUGGAAACAAUAAUGAGUGAGCGAAAAUUUACGCGCGCCCUUGGGAAACCCGGCAUGGCUGCACAACUCCGAGAGACUGUAUCUCAGGUUGUUCGCGAAAGUACAGUCCAGAAUAAGCCGCGCUUAGUGGAUCCAGUGGACUUUGAGAAUUUUGUUUUUAAAAACAGAACACUUCUGCAAAACGAUCCACAGAGAGAAUUACUCCUUUAUCCACAGGAUGAUGUUUCUCAAAUUGUAUUGCCAAGAAAAUGCCGAACAGUUCAGUUGACCGCUGAAAAGAUAUUGUCGGCGACAGACGGUACUGAGGGUCUAUUGACUAGAGAAUGUCUCAAGAGUUAUGCAUCCAAUUGGAAUAUAAUACAUUACAAAUACGCUGCAUACAGUGGUACACACAUGGAUCUACCUAAAUUAUCAUCAAAGUCUAAUGAGUUCAAAGACGAAAUUUACGAGAUUGAUACAGAUGUUGAUCAAAUUGACGAAGAGAUGAGUAAAAAAAAUGACGGUAUUACCAAGGAGGGUUAUCUGAUGAAAGGCCCUGAAAUUGGAUUGGAAAAAACUGACCGAAUGUUCGCCCACAUUGGUUCUAAGUCAUUUAAAAGACGCUUCUGUAAUUUACAUCAAGAAGUCGAUGGAACAUAUAUUUUGGAGCUCUUCAAAGAUGAAAAAAAGAGUGAGGCCAAAUUAACAAUUGUCAUGGAUUUUUGUACGGAGGUUGUGAAAAAUCCUAAACGCGGAAGAUAUUGUUUUGAACUAAGAAUGAGCGGAACUGAAAAAUCUUAUAUAUUUGGUGCUGAUAAUGAGUCUGAUAUGCAAGACUGGUUGUUAAAAUUGAAUUUUGUAUUGCAACAUUAUCAACAACAAGAGGACAAACGUUCAUCAUCAUUAGAGUGUGCUGGACAUGUAACGCCACCCUUAAAUGCUCUUUCCUCUCAAUCUGCUCCAAUUUACGGUACACUCAAGGGAUUAGAUCAAAGCAUGAAUCCACAGUUGAUUAAGUAUUCCCGAGAAACUGAUACUAGUAUUCUACUUGCAAGAAGAGAGAAGAGAAAACGAUUAUUCAAUCUUUAUAAUAGCAAUAAUAAUAAUAAUAGUAAUAGUAAUAAUCAUCAUCAUCAUUCAGGAGGAAAGAAUUCUUCACCAGUGUUGACAUUAUCAAUGAUAUUAUCAGAGAAUAAUAACAAAAUUUCAAGUCCAUACGAGGAAUAUUUUGGCCAAAGAAUAUUGAUCAAAUGUGAAGCAUUGAAAUUUCGCUUACAAGCACCCAUUGACGAUAAUGAAACUCUGUGUCAAGUUGAACCUUAUCAGACUAGUCUUUGCCUAUUUGAUAUUCGCCAAGGCCGUAAAUUAUCUGAAAAUUUUUAUUUUGACGUCAAUAAUGAUAUUGCUCGCAAUAUGUUAGAUGAAUUAACUCCAAGUAUAAUGGUUAAUAAUGAAAUAGCAGACGAUGACAUUGAAUUAAAAGGAAAAAAUACCACUAAUGACAAAACAUUUGAAGAAUUUCAUAGACAAAUACCAACGAAAUGGUUAAAAUAUGUGAAUCAAGCGAUUUUUAGCAUCAGCAAUCCUCAUCCAGAAAUAUUUCUCGUUGUACGAAUUGAAAAAGUACUUCAAGGAAACGUAUAUCAAUCAGCUGAACCAUAUAUAAGAGCAACUAAGGAUCCCCGUUUGGGCCUGAAAGUUCACAAAAAUGUGAAAACAUGUUAUCACCGACUUGGAAAUUAUCGAAUGCCAUUUGCUUGGUCGGCAAGACCACUUUUUCGAUUAUACAGCAAUGAGCUCGAUACAUCGUCUGAUUUUCCAGCAAUUUAUCGACAAGAAAUCAAUAAAAUGCGCGAUGAUGAUAUCAUUAAAUUACUCUCUGAGUAUAGAAAACCGGAGAAAUUGAGUAAAUUAACUGUGAUACCUGGUUGGCUUAAAAUCCAUGUUGAAACAAUUAAUGAACUUCCCGAAAAUACAUUGACAACAUCGUUGGAGCCUAUUCAACCCUUUCCAAUACCACCAGUUACAUUACCAACUCUUGAAAUAUUGGAAUUUGAAAGCCCAUCAGAGAGAGAUAUUCUUCAUCCUUACACAACUUAUAGAAAUAACUUAUACGUUUAUCCACAGAGCUUAAAUUUUGAUACACAAAAGUUUUUCAACCGAGCUAGAAAUAUAUCGUGUAUUGUGGAGAUCAGGGAUAAUGAUGAGAUUGAGGACGAGAGUGGUGGAAAAAAAGCAUUGAAAUGUAUUUAUGAUAAAUCCAAUUCUAUAAUAUUAUCAACUAGAGGAAGCUGUCCAGUAUUACAUCACAGUGUAAUGCCUUCCUGGUAUGAAGAAAUAAAAAUUAAAUUACCCAACAAACUUCAUGCUAAGCAUCAUCUUCUCUUUUCGUUUUAUCACAUCAGCUGUGAUAUGACUAAGAAAAAGGAUAAUUGCAUCGAAACUUGUGUUGGUUAUUCAUGGAUACAUUUAUUAGAUAAAGGCAAACUUCUUAUAGAUAUGGGAAUUAAUUUACAUUCGUUGCCAGUUGCAACACAUUUACCAUCAGGAUAUCUUUCGAUUGAACCAUUAGGUCUUGGUCAGGGCAAUGCUGGUCCUGAUGUCACUUGGAUUGAUGGUCAGAGGCCCAUUUUCACAGUAUCAUUUCACCUCACGUCCACUGUAUUUACCAGAGAUUUACAUUUGCAUAAUUUGUUUGUCCAUGCUGAGAAAAUUUUGGAUAGAAAAGUGUCGACGAUAGUGCCAUGCGACAUAGAGACUUGUAAAAUAUUAAAGGCAGCACAUGCUAUACAACUUGUCACUGCAAUAACAUUCUUACCAACAAUACUCAAUCAACUGUUUGUAUUAUUAAUUUCCGGUUCAACAGAAGAAGUGUGUUUGUGCAUAAUUAGACUUUUGAUUCACAUUAUAAAUUUACUUCAUGAGGCCGGAAGAAGAGAUGUACUUCAGACGUACGUGAAAUUUGUAUUUUUUGCUCCAUCCAGUGGUACUAAUUCUCCAACUACAGUUCACCAACAACUUGUUAAAUAUCUUCCAACUCUUCUUCAACCAAGCAACACUGAUUUUCUUAUUGUCAAUAAGUUUAUGCAUCAUUCGAAUUUCUUUUUUGAAAUUAUGGUGAAAAGUAUGGCACAACAUAUGCUGACAACUGGAAGAAUCAAAAUGCAUCGCAAUGAACGCUUUCCAGAUAAUUAUUAUAAAGCAAUUAAAAAGUUAUUGGAAGUAAUUAUGCCUUAUUUGAUGAUCAAGUACAAAGAAAUGCCAGCGGAGACACACGAAUUAAAUAAAAGUCUUGCACAUUUCCUUAAGAAAUGCCUUACUUUUAUGGAUAGAGGAUUUGUCUUUACUCUCAUUAAUCAGUACAUGAGCCAUUUUACACCCGGUGAUGCGAGAGCACUCCAAGAUUAUAAGUUUAUUUUUCUACAAAUCAUAUGCUCCCACGAACACUAUAUUUCCUUCAAUUUACCAAUGAUGCAGAGCCGGGUAACAACGAAAGAUUUAUUAUUGGAAUACUACCUGUCUCAGGAGUUUUGUAAACAUCACUUCCUUGUCGGUUUACUGCUUCAAGAAGUGAAAUCUUCGCUCAACGAAAUAGUACAGAUAAGAAAAAUUGCUAUAGCCACGCUUCGAGAUUUACUCGCCAAACAUGAAUUAGACGAUAGAUACGAGAAUAAAGGCCAGAUGAGUCGCAUAGCAGCAAUUUAUAUUCCCUGGUUGGGGGUUGUGUUGGAAAAUUUACACAGGCUUGAGAGAACAGAUGAGACUGACGAUAAAUGCAAUAAUAAGCUUGAUGUAUUGGAUCCAGCAAGUUCCUCGAAUCGUGUGCCAAUGAGCAAUUCAUUGUUCAAUAAUAAAGAUAAAGAACAGAUGAAUAAUGAAACACCAAAAUCAGUGCACAGAUUGACACUCCACUUAGAUGCACAAUCGCCAAAACGAGCGUCCGUACAUUUGCGUGAUUCAACCUAUUUCGCUGCCAUUGCUGGACAAAAUUUAGCCAAUGGAUUAUCAUGUACCAGCAUAGAGUCUAACGCAUCAACUUUAUCAAGUGCCUCUUAUUCUCAUUUAUCACAAGACACAACAAUAGCCUGUUGUGAUUCUAGAAGCAAUGUGACGGUCCCUGAUAAUGAUGUAACAAGUGAACACAAUCGUAAAGUUGGGCAUUUAAGAUCAUUGAGUGUAACUCAAACAUCGCCGAGAUGUGACAAACUGCAAUCAUCGGAAAUGAAAGAUUUACUAAUUUGUUUUUUAUUUGUUAUGAAGUAUCUUGGUGAUCAUCAAAUAAUUGCUUGGUGGCAACAAUGCUCCAACAGUGAUAUUCAAAGUUUUUUCACUGUCAUUGAAAUGAGUCUACAUCAUUUCAAAUAUGAUGGAAAAAGGCAGAUAAUAUCGAAAAUUAAUUCCAACACGAAUGUAAAAGUGAAAACAACCAAAUCCAUGACACUGCCGGCUAGAAUAGCCCCACCAAUUUUUUCAUCAGAUAAUUCGGCAACUGCUACACUUCAGUCUCAUAAUAUACCACCAUCAACAAGAGAGAAUUUAAUCGACGAGGAGGAAAAUGGAAAAUUUCAGACAAUUCUACAAGAGGCAAAUUUAUCAACUGAAAUUGGACUCAUCGUACUCGAUUGCCUUGGAUUAUUUUGCAUUCAUUUUAAAGAAGUAUUACUUCUUAAUGACGGUGAUAAUAAUAUAAUGAAAAAAUUAUUUUAUAUUUAUUUGAAAUUUUUAGAAAUAGGCCAAUCGGAGAGUCUCUAUCGUCACGUAUUUGCAAGUUUUCGAGCAUAUCUGAAUAAUUAUUCAAUGGUAUUAUUCAAUGGGAGUGCAGUAUUAUGUGGACUUUUAUGUUAUCAUUUAUUAAGAUGCUGCAAUAGUAAACUCAGUUCAAUUAGACAAGAAUCAUGUGCAUUACUCUAUUUACUAAUGAGAAGUAAUUUUGAAUAUACAAAUAGAAAGGGCUUAACAAGGGUACAUCUUCAAGUAAUAAUAUCAGUGUCACAAAUGCUCGGUAACGUUAUUGGUCUUAAUAAUUCACGAUUCCAAGAGUCACUAUCUUUGAUAAAUAGUUAUGCAACGUCGGACAAAGUUAUGAAAGGAACAGGUUUUCCAAUUGAAGUUAAGGAUUUAAUUAAGAGAAUUCGUACUGUAUUAAUGGCGACAGCACAAAUGCGAGAACACAAUGAUAAUCCUGAAAUGUUGGUCGAUUUACAACACAGUUUAGCUAAUUCUUAUGCAAGUACACCUGAGCUUAGGCAUACCUGGCUCGAAACAAUGGCAAGAAAUCAUACGAGAAAUGGUGAUUACUCUGAAGCUGCUUGCUGUCAAUUGCAUAUUGCUGCACUCAUUGCUGAAUAUUUGAAAAUGAAAAAAAUUCAACAUUGGGGUAGUGAAGCGUUCGAUAAAAUAUCAAUAAAUAUUAGUAAAGAUGAAAAAGGAUUAAAACUCGAUUCCGGAGUGCAAGACGUCCAUUAUAAUAGUGCAAUUCUACUCGAGCAAUUGGAAAAAUGCACUGAAACGUUAGAAAAAGCUGAGCGUUUUGAACUAUUAGGGCCACUUUAUCGACUUAUUAUUCCUAUGCUUGAGAACAAACCUGAUUACAGUGCCCUGGCAACAUGUUAUUCUCAUUUGGCGCAAGCUUGUAAUAAAAUUGUUGAGGUAACAAGAACUGGUAAAAGAUUACUUGGACGUUAUUAUAGAGUUGCUUUUGUUGGUUCUGCUUAUUUUGAAGAAGAAAAUUGUCAAGAGUAUAUUUAUAAAGAGCCCAAAGUAACAUCACUUUCUGAAGUAUCGGAACGCCUCAAUCGUUUAUAUUCUGAUAAAUUUGGCUCAGAGAAUGUAAAAAUGAUUAUGGAUUCAGCACCAAUUGAUGAAACAUUACUUGAUACUAAAUUAGCAUAUAUACAAGUGACCCAUGUCACUCCUUACUUUGAAAAUGAAGAGCUUGCAAGGAGAGUAACUGAAUUUCAACAGAAUCACGAUGUCUCAAGUUUCAUGUUUGAGACACCAUUCACUAAAGAAGGAAAGCCUCAUGGCAGUCCAGAGGAGCAGUGGAAACGAAGGACUAUUUUAUUCACACCAUUUGCAUUCCCUUAUAUUAAGAAACGGAUAUUUGUUAUAGAGAAAAAAAUAAUUAAAUUAACACCGAUUGAAGUGGCAUUAGACGAAAUGAAACAGAGAGUUCAAGAGCUUCAGGAUGUCACUUUGAUUUUACCAACUGAUAUUAAAAAAUUACAACUGCGACUUCAAGGCAGUGUGUGCGUUACAGUUAAUGCUGGGCCACUUGCUUAUGCCUCAGCAUUUCUUGAUCCUGCCUUAUCUCCACAAUAUCCUGAUGAUAAAGUUGAACAACUCAGAGAUGUCUUUAGAGAUUUCAUUAAAAUAUGUUAUACAGCCUUGCAGAUAAAUAGUAAAUUGAUUACAAAUGAUCAACAAGAGUAUCAACGAGUUUUAAAAGAUAAUUAUUAUAAAUUGUGUGAUAACUUGUCGCCAUUACUUGGCGAAUCUAUAUGGCCAGGCGAUAUACAUGACACUUUCAAAAGAAAUAGUUCAGCUUUAUUUAAUGCUAUAAGUGGAUCGAAUAAUAAUCCACCAAAAGGGAUUAUCGUUUCAAAAAAUUAAUUUUUUUAUUUAAAUAACAAUUUUAUUGAAUCACAAUUCAUGAAGUCAUUUGAUAAUUUUAUAAAUUUAUAAACUUUUUUUACAAAUUUCGUGGACUUUCCAUGAAUUAUUAUUAAGUUUAAUCGAGCAUAAAUUGUUCAUGUAUAUAUUAUUAAUAAUAAUAAUAAUCCAAUUCCAUUAGAUAUAAAAACUUUCUUCUGAUAAGCAAAAAAAUUGGAUAAUUACAAGCCUUUUUUAAAUAUAUAAUUUCAUUUGCCCAUCUGUAGCAUUAAACUUAGAUUGUUCAUACUUUUAAUUGUAAACAAAGAGUUUCAAUAGAUGUGUUUUACAUUUUAUUUAUUGAAUAGUCAUUUACUUGGAUAGUCACAAUUGAAUAACUAAGUAUCUAAAUAUGGUAAACUACCGCUACGUCCAAUAAUUUAUUACUGCUUAUAAAUACGAGAUCAUUGAAAAUAUAUCAAAUCCAUGAACUGCUGCUGUAUAUGUGUAUUUUCUCUCUAAUAUUAUAUGUGAAAAAUAUUGUAU
Diachasmimorpha longicaudata is the source of this 7933-nucleotide messenger RNA. RefSeq names its product Zizimin (gene Ziz). The transcript is spliced from 5 exons. Bases 830 to 7408 code for a protein of 2192 amino acids. Gene Ontology annotation, biological process: small GTPase-mediated signal transduction; positive regulation of GTPase activity. Gene Ontology annotation, molecular function: guanyl-nucleotide exchange factor activity. The record is from RefSeq and is a predicted model, not a curated record. Lineage: Eukaryota; Metazoa; Arthropoda; Insecta; Hymenoptera; Braconidae.